AUUGCAUAAUAUAUAGAAAACAAAUCAGUCACCUCCUUGUUUCUUGUCUCUUUCUUUCUUUUUCAACUGGCAUUUUGGCAAUUAGCAAUUUUCUUUUUGAAAUUCUUGAAGAAAAUAUAAACUUUUUAGUUAUCUCACUCUUUAAUCAAAAAGCCACGAGCUGAUUUGCUUCUUUUCAUGCAAUGCAAAAAAAGCCCACCAUUGCAAAAAAAGCUUUAAAGGUGGAAUUGCUUUCUAAGACGAGGGACUAGUCAAAAAAUUUAAAAUAAAAAUAAAUAAAUUGACAACCCUUUUACCACUCUAUAUAUAUAGUACCUGCUCCUGCGUAUGAGCAUGUAUAGUAUCCUUUGCACUGUUCUUGCUAGAUGUCAAAAAGAAAGAAAAAUGGGUCUUGGGUUUGCUUUAGAUAUGGCUAAGAAUAUCCUGAUUUCUUGAAAUCACUAAAUCUUGGUUCGACUUUUGACGAUACAUUAUAAAAAAAGAAAAGAACGUUUUGUUGAAUUUUCUGUUGUGGGGUCUAAAGGCAAAACAGUUGUUGCCACUAUGCAUGAGGUUAAGUGGCGGGGAGGUGCAACCUUGAACCCAUUCAACUUUGUGGAAGUAAGAUUUUCAAGGCAUAAGCGUUCUAAUAGUGAUCCAGCUCAAAGAAAAGUUGAGAAGCACAAACCAAAUAGCAUCUUUGAAAGUUCUCUUCAUCAUAGAUUGGAGAAAAUGGGACAAGUGGAGAACUAUGUUGAAGCCAAAAAGAUGCAGGCUCAAAAUACAGAGGUUCGAGAUUCUCUAAAGUAUGAGAUUCUAGCGCUCCAGGACAGAUUACAGCACCAGUUUGUUACGCGCCAAGCAUUGGAGAAGGCAAUGAAUAAUACCCCUUUCUCCUAUGAUACUGUGACUGAUAAGUCGAUCCCCAAGGCUGCCAAGCAGCUGAUUAAGGAUAUUGCACUGUUAGAGCUGGAGGUUGUGCAUUUGGAACGGUACCUUCUUUCUCUGUAUAGAAAAACAUUUGAUCAACAAGUGACACCUCAAUCGACCAUUGACGAAAGAUGCAAAAUGAACUCGAGCAUGCAAAAGAAGGUGCUUCCAGUAGUUCCUAGACAAGAUAACAUGAUAGCUAACCGCAAUUCAGUUAAUCAUUCGAGUUGUCUUACCCGGCCUCAAGAUUCAAGUGGAAAUCAAACAAAGCAGUUUAAUGGAACCUGGGGACUGGAGAAUCUGUUGGAUUCUAGUAUCUAUCGAUGUCACUCCUCUAUAUCUCAGCGUUCAACAGGCACUUCUCCUCCUAUGAAAUCUAUGGCUAGCGCUGCAGAUUCGUACCAUUCCCUCCCAUUGUCAAUGCUAGAGCAAGCUCAAAAUAAUCAUUCAGCGCUCAGUCUGGCGGUUCAUCUUGGAACCUAUGGUCAUAGUUGUGUUCCAGAGACUCCAAAUUUGCUUUCUGAGGAGAUGAUCAAGUGUAUCUCAGCCAUAUAUUGUGAUUUGGCAGAUCCACCUUUGACAGAUCAUGACUAUCCUCCCUCUCCUGCUUCAUUCUCUUCAUCACCGAAUGAGUUUCCAGCACAAGGCCCGAGUGAGAUGUGGACCCCUGAGCAUAACUAUUCAUCCUUCAGUUCGACUCUUGACAACCCUUUCCACAUUGGAGAUGCUAAGGAUCUCAGCGGACCAUACUGCACAAUGGCUAAGGUGGAACGAAUUUGUAGAGAUAACCAGCAUUUAAAAGAUAAACAGAAUAAGUUACAAGAAUUUAGGUCUCUCGUCUCCCAGUUGGAAGCAGUUGAUCCUAGAAAAUUGAAACGUGAGGAGAAGUUAGCAUUUUGGAUCAAUGUACACAAUGCACUAGUUAUGCAUGCAUUUUUGGUAUAUGGGGUUCCCCAAAAUAAUAUGAAAAGAAUGUCUUUACAAAUAAAGGCAGCAUAUAAUGUGGGGGGUCACACUAUUAAUGUAGACAUGAUUCAGAGUUCAAUUCUGGGUUGUCGAUUGCCUCGACCUGGACAAUGGCUGCAAAAGCUGUUUCCUUCAAAGACAAAAUUCAAGGCUGGAGAUCCAAGGAAAGCCUAUUCUAUUGAUUACACUGAACCUCGCUUACACUUUGCCCUCUGUGCAGGAAGCUGUUCUGAUCCCGCAUUACGAGUAUAUACUCCGAAGAGUGUAUUUGAAGACCUAGAAGCUGCAAAGGAAGAGUAUAUUCAAUCAACCUUAAUUGUCCAUAAAGAGAAGAAGCUCCAUCUUCCAAAACUUGUGGAGUCUUUCGCUAAAGAUUCAGAUCUCUGUUCUGCUGGUUUGCUGGAUAUGAUAGAGCAUUUACUGCCUCAUUCCUGGAGAAAAAGCGUUCAGCAGUGUCAACAUAGAAAAUCCAGCAAGACCCUGGAGUGGAUUCCUCACAACUUCACUUUCCGCUAUCUGCUUUCGAAAGAAUUAGCCUAGUUGUCUGAUUCCCCUAGUUAUGGAAAUCGGGAAGGGAUUAUAUAUAUAUUGCUGGGGCUAAUGGGAAGUCCUCUUCCUGAAUAUAUUACUCAGUUCUGCUGGCAGGAUAAUGUUAGAAUGACAGAAGAAUCAUAACUAGACUUUGACUCUUGUCCUUCUGAGAAGAAUGAUGAUCAAAUAGGCUGAAGAUCAUAAGGCUUGAAACCCGUUAAAGAGCUUGAAGAAUUGGUUUGUAAGGCAGGGAUAAAUGAGAAAUUUGCUCCAUCUCAAAGUCUUGAUGCGUUGAGCUUGCGUGAUCCUCAUUCUUAUAAACAGGAGGACUGCUCAUUGUGAUUCUGCUAUCAGUCUUAUGUGCAGUUUCCAUAUAAACGUAAUUAGAAAGGUUGCUACUCCUUAUGUAUAAGUGUCCUGUUUUUGGAACAUUUGGUAAUGUGAACAUUUUCAUUACUAUUUUAGUGUUUUCUAAUGGAAGUUCAAUUUUCUAGAAGC
Ricinus communis (castor bean) is the source of this 2904-nucleotide messenger RNA. RefSeq lists its product as uncharacterized. The transcript has 12 exons. The coding region runs from base 544 to 2415 and encodes 623 amino acids. Lineage: Eukaryota; Viridiplantae; Streptophyta; Magnoliopsida; Malpighiales; Euphorbiaceae. The record is from RefSeq and is a predicted model, not a curated record.